AGAAAUUGAGAAUUUACAUUAAAGUACUAGAAGCGUUGCAUUAAAAAGCAGCGGAUAAGAAAUAAAACAGAUAUAUAAACGCACGAUAAGCACUUGUGUAAAGAUAACUUACGUCACGGAAAUUCUAAAACGAUCCUAAAUAGUCGCCUUAUAAAAAACGACGCUGUGUUAAGCGAUUAAAUUUACAGUGAUAAUUCCUCGAUAUCUUGUAUUUGCUACUCGCAAAUUCUACUUAUCCCUCCCUCUAUUGUCCGUGAGUAUUACUAGUUUGAAAUUACCGCUUAUAAUUGAAACACGCGUAGAUCUUUCAUAUACUGUAUCUUCGUACAUAUUUAUGAAUAUUAUUCAAAUAUCUGUUGCAUUAUUUUAAGUAAAAACAUGAGAUAGAUGCAUGACGACGGACAAGAAGACUUUGAACGAUGAGAUUUCAAAGACGUCCUCGUGAAAUCGCACAAUUUAGCCAGUAAGUCUGAGGCCAUUGUGCUGCCUACACCCGAUUCCAUCUUCAUUAAAAUCUCGCGCACACCUCGAAGCGCCGUGUCGCCUGACAAAGGAGUAUCCGCGAUUCCUACUGUUCGCCUACUGUGAAAUCGUCGUCAUCGCAAUCGUUACGUGACAUCACGAAAGUCUUCAACGAAAAGUUUUCACCUCUGUCCCACUACAUUCGCUUCAGUCGCCGAAAUAAACGCCGCUUGAAUAUGCCGAAUACGCAUCGGGAGUUAGCGCGGAGCCGUAUCUGACCAAGUGUCCCGUACCUACUUGCAUCCCAUCUACUUCAGCGCGAGGCAAGCGUUUCGAAGAAAAAAUUUCUCUGCACUGCAGUUUAACGAGACUACAAAGUUGAUCUUAUCGGAUGUAAGGAUCGCCUCUUCUAGAGCAGAGACUCAUUUGGACGACCUACGAUUGACACAUUGUGUUAAAAAACAUGUGAUAGGCACACUCAGUAAACAGGAGAUUUUGCUUCUACCAAUCGCCUUCGAUGAAAGAUAACCUAACGACUGUCGCGGCUGUCAUUGACGAUUCAGAAUCUGGCCGGAUGCUUUUCGUAAUUUCCGACAAUGUGAGAAAUAACAAGGAGGUCCACCGCGAACUGAGAGCUCGUCUUAAGAAUGGGAUGCAAGAUUAGUAUACUGAAGUGCAUGAAAGGCAAAGUCGAGCAGGAGAAGAGUAUAUCGUCGGAAACUAGCAGUUCUAUCGUUACAAGCGAUACUACAACAGAGCUCGACAGGGACGCAGACAGUCUGUAUCUCGCGUUCGACACACACAAGUCCCACAAUUUUAUCGCCGAAGAGGACGAUCAAAAAGUAGCGCAACGUAAGACGGAUGCGUUUGACAUUGUGACUGAAAAGAAUGAAAAAACACCCUUCGAGGACAGCACCCACGAUGAGAACGGCGAUUACUUGACUGUCAAAGGACCUCAAGAUCUUAGUAAUUAUUUAUUAACAACCAACGUUCCUAGUAUUGUAAAAAUAUUAUUAGUCUUUAGCAAAGAUGACCAACAAAUGGACAUACUUGCUAAUAUCGCGAGAAGAUUGGGAUGGAAUGUAUCGAUGGCAAAAGAUGCGGAAAAAGCAUUAGAACUUUUUCAAAAUCGUGCUCACGAAUUAGUGAUUAUCGAUCAUAGAGCACAUCACGCUGCCGAGGGUGAUGCUAUUUGUAGAGCGAUUAGGUCAAGUCCGGUUUAUCACAAUUCUGUCAUUAUCGCGCUCGUAAAGAAAUCGUACUUCAUGCUUGAUGAGAAAGACCAUAUUGUAGCAUUAAACUUGCUAGAAACAGGUUUUAACAGAGCACUGAUGGAAUGUUCUCAUGAAAGUAUAUUAAUAAACGAAUUAGUAGGGAUAUAUACUAGCUCAUUGUUGCCGAGAACUCAAUUAGCAGCAGCGCAUGCAUUAUAUUUAGCACUCGACAGGUGCCGCGAUAUGGUGCAUGUGACCAAUGAUAAAAACAUUGUACAGUUUCUAAAUAAAGUCAGCGAAAAAUUGUUAGGAUAUAAGGUAGAAGAGAUGAUGGGAAGAAACCUCUCGGAAAUAGUAUAUUACGAAAAUUUUCCUCUUAUGGAGCAGCAACUAAGUAAAGGCCGAGAAUUCGAAGGAAAUAUGAAUUGCAAGAGAAAAAACAAUCAAAUGAUUACGAUCAAUUGCAGGAUAAUUCCAUUCUGUAUUACAUUAAAAAAACCAAGUCAUUAUAUAUACGUAUACGAUACUACGUAUUUAUCGGAAAAUUCAACGCCAAUAAGCCCAAUUAGCAGCCCGUUGCAUCCUCCUCUUAAAACGAAUGUGACGAACGCGCGGAAAUCCUCGGAUGUCAGAUCUGGUAUAAGUGAAGAUAAAGGCCGUAGACGGUCCAGCUUGCAAAAAUUGCAUACCUUACAACUGGAAGCUCCUAUCACUAAAGUCAUUACGUUACUUUCGAAUGCGGUCACGGAUACAACUAAUCCGGAAACUGCAGCGCAGAUCGAUAAAGCAAUCGAUAUCCUAAAGACGACGGAACUCUACGUACCGCAUCUUAAGGAAGAUAGAGCAAUGUGUAGCGAUCCAGUUGCUACGGAUCUCGUUGGCGCAUUACUUGCCUCUCCGCGCACAGCGUGGGAAUCCAGAAGGUCGUCAUCGGAUUCUGCGAGACUAUCCACUAUCAAGGCUAUCACCAGUCCGGCCAAUUCGCGCGUGCAAGUAAAAAAUUUCCGGGGACCGCAAGAAAUUAUGGAGAUAUUGGACAAAAGUCUCGACUGGGACUUCGAGAUAUUUAAGCUUGAAGUACUGACGGAGAGAAGACCGCUCGUUUUCUUGGGAUUAACAAUCAUGAAUUUAUAUCAAGUGCCCGCUAUAUUACAUUGCGAUGAGAGAACGUUACAGAACUGGUUAGCCAUUAUCGAACACAAUUACAACGCGGAGAAUAGCUAUCACAACUCAACGCACGCGGCCGAUGUCUUGCAAGCCACUGCGAGAUUUAUGCAAUCAAAGAGGCUCAAAGAAAUUUUAGAACCUUUAGACGAGGUUGCUGCUCUAAUAGCCGCCAUAGCGCACGAUAUUGAUCAUCCUGGACGAUCCAGUCAAUUUCUUUGCAAUGCCAACAGUCGUUUGGCAAUACUCUACAAUGAUUUAUCAGUUCUCGAAUCGCAUCAUGCAGCCUUAACAUUUAAACUAUCAUUGUCCGACGAUAGUGUGAAUAUUUUUAAAAAUAUGGAGCGAGAUGCAUACAAACUGUUACGACAAAAUGUCAUUGACAUGAUUUUGGCGACCGAAAUGACGAAGCACUUCGAGCACCUGGCGAAGUUCAUGAAUGUUUGCAGCGCAAGAAUUGGCGACGGUCAAGAGACAUAUUCAGAUUCUCUGGACAUGACUGUAGUAUUACAGCCAGAUAACGUAAUACUAGUUAAAAGAAUGAUGAUUAAAUGCGCGGACGUAUCUAACCCAACGCGGCCAUUGAAACGUUGCGUCGAAUGGGCGAGACGAAUCGCGGAGGAAUAUUUUAAUCAGACCGAUGAGGAAAAAAAGUUGAAAAUGCCAGUCGUAAUGCCAAUGUUCGACAGAAUGACGUGUUCGAUACCGAAAUCGCAAAUUGGUUUCGUCGAUUAUAUCAUUAACGAUAUGAUCGAGGCUUGGGAUGUAUUUAUCGACAUGCCGGAAAUAGUGGGCUAUAUGCGACACAAUUACGAGAAAUGGAAAGAAUAUAAUGAACAAGGUAUAUCCACUUUACAAGAUGUUGAGAAGCUACAACAAUAUCCCGAGAUGCAAAUAUUGCGAUUAUCUCAAAGCUGAAAAGCGUGUCUCGUUUUGCAUCUCGUUUCAUGCCUCAUUAUGUAAUAUUUACGCUGCGAUUAUCGCAAAGACAUGUAUAGUAUUUAUGUAUUUAAGGAUAGAGCAACAAUGUCGUGUCUUCUCGAGUCGUUUUAAGAAAAUACAUAUAAUUUGCCGUUUCGCGUGCUACUAGCAUUUUCACUAUUUAUAUAUAACUCCAUUUCCCUCAAUGACAUUCGCCGUAUUAUUAUUUUAAACAUGUGUGUGACACAUUAAUAAGAUACUUAUAGUCUAAUGAAAGAAAUACCUUUGUGUAUGCAGCUCCGAAGAAUGUGUUAUUUCGAACAAAAUCUUCGCGCAUGCUGGUUAUUAAAUUUGUACAUGAGACCGACAAAUAAAUAAGAAUAUUGCAUUUGAAAUCGUUUCUUACUUCUUAUAGCCAGAAUUGAAUUCCUCGCCUAAUUUUAUCAUUAAGUUUCGACGGUAUAACUAUUAUUUGGAAGGGUUGGUAUAACUUAAGUCGAAAGAAAACACUCGCACUAUGUGGGUCCGAUUUCACUUUAUUGUUUCUUUCAGCCAAGAAAUGGCGUAGGGCCUAAUUCUAUGCGCUGCAUAAAUACAGAAUUAAAUAGAACCAGAUAAAAUGUAAGCCGUAUCCAGAUGAAAUUUUGCACAGUUUUUAUCAACAGAGCGUAUAUAAUUUCAGUAUGCAAUUACAAAUUUUUCGUUUUUUUGUUAAUACAGAAAACACGCAUUCGCUUUCUCAAUCUAAAAUGUCCUGAUAUAAUGUUGUUGCAUCUAAGAACGAUAAUUACAUUUAUGCACGUUAUAAACCGAAAAGGAUGAGUAUAA
Mycetomoellerius zeteki is the source of this 4589-nucleotide messenger RNA. RefSeq names its product phosphodiesterase 8 (gene Pde8). The transcript is spliced from 21 exons. Bases 1110 to 3758 code for a protein of 882 amino acids. NCBI's taxonomy places the organism in Eukaryota, Metazoa, Arthropoda, Insecta, Hymenoptera, Formicidae. Gene Ontology annotation, molecular function: 3',5'-cyclic-nucleotide phosphodiesterase activity. The record is from RefSeq and is a predicted model, not a curated record. Gene Ontology annotation, biological process: signal transduction; response to heat; protein refolding. Gene Ontology annotation, cellular component: nucleus; cytoplasm.